This is a messenger RNA of Orbicella faveolata, 2391 nucleotides long. RefSeq lists its product as uncharacterized. NCBI's taxonomy places the organism in Eukaryota, Metazoa, Cnidaria, Anthozoa, Scleractinia, Merulinidae. The record is from RefSeq and is a predicted model, not a curated record.
AUGUUUGUUGCAGCUACUUACCGUAACGAUCAUACAUGCAGGACUCCUUAUGCUGGAAUAGCGGCUUCAGACUUCAUACGAGCAGAUAUUUAUCAACACAAAACGGUUAUUGCUAAUCUCUACAUGGAGGAGUUGGAAUUACCUUUUGGUCAACGGUUUGAAUUCAGUCGUCUGUGGUUUCAAAAAUACCAUGAAAAUGGAGCAACAACAGCGAUUCAAGCAAAGAGAGAGUCUUGUAGCAAGAAUAAAAAUACAAAAGCGGAAGCUAAAGUUUGUUUUGAUGACUCAAAUGUUGGCGAGAUUGAGCCGCUGAUACCUCAAGAUGAAAAGGAACUUCCGGUUGACGGUAGCUCGCCAAUUUUAAAAGAAAAAAAAGAGCGGGAGAAAGUGAUAGAUGAGUACAUGUUGGAGAUUGCAAGCUCAGAGGAAGCUGAUGAUAAUCACGAAAAUGGAGCUUCUUCAGUUGUAAAUGACAUAGACCCUCUUGUUGUGGCCGACAACAAUGAAAAUGAUGAAAACAGAACUGUUGGCGAUGGGCAAGAAGAAAACCUGAUUGAAAAGGACUCAGAUACCAGACGUGGAGAAGAUGAACGCAAACCAUCCCAAGAAGAAUCCUGUUCACAAAGCAAAUGGAAAAAUAAGGAGAAGAAAGCUUCUAAGGGGACAGGAAGUGCUCAAAACGACACUGAGCGGAAGGAAACCGAAAACAAAGAACGAAGCUCAUCAGCAGGCCAAGCUUCAAUGCCACUUAAACUCCCAACAGCAAAUGAGGCUACAUCGGCUGAAAACAACGUUGUUAAACUUGAAAAACACGAGGAAAACCCUGUAACCGAGGACAUAAUUAUGAAAAGAAGCCAUUCUCCAGUUGAUUAUGGCCGAAGCGCAAGAAAAAGCACGUCCACCGAUGUUGUGGCUGACAGGAACCUUGUUGCAAUGGCCGACAACAAUGACAAUUGCGAAGACAGACCAACAGUUUGCGAUGAGCUCAAAGAAAUAUCCCCAAGCGGCAUGGACGUGGAUAACAAACCUUUCGACGGGGAAUUCACUGGAUUAAUGAGCUUACCAAGCAAAGUAAGGAAAAAGAGGAAAAAGAAGAAGGCUUCCAAGCUUAAGGGGACAGGGAGUCCUCUAAACAACAUCAAGGGCGAGGAAGUAAAGAAAGAAGAACAUAUCUCUUCCGAAGGUCAGGUUUCAAUGGAACUUAAUCCCCCAGCAGUUGCAAAUGAGGCCGCAUCGGUUGAAAGCGACGUUGUUACACUUGCGGAACAUGAAGAAACUCCUGUGACUGAGGACAUAACUAUGACAGGAAGCAACUUUUCAGUUGAUGAUGAUCGUAGCGCACGAGAAACCACGUCCACCGAUGUCGACGGCCGAGGAAUCAGCGUUAACGAAAAAGGAGCUUCUACAGUUGUAAAUAACAAGGACCUUCUUACUAUGGCCGAUAACAAUGACGAUUUCGAAGACAGAUCAACUGUUGGUGAUGGACAGAAUGACAGACUUGGUGAAGAUGAAAGCAAACCUUCCAAUGCGGAAUCUAGUUCACAAAACAAAGAGAAAGAGAAGAAAAAGGAGAAGGCUUCCAGGGUGACAGGAGGUGUUCAAAACAACACCAACAGCGACGAAGUGCAAAAAGAAAAAAACUCUUCCGAAGGUCAAGUAACAUCAGUAAUCCUUGAUCUCCCAAAAGCUGACGAAGUUACAUCGGGUGAAGGCGACAUUGUUGAAGCUGUACUAAGUCCAGUAAAACACAACGUCACAACGGAAAACAAUGCCAGAGAUCUUACCACAAGUAACUGCUCUUCCAUUUCGCGCGUCCCUAAGACAGCUACGGGAAAAGACAAAGAAAUGUGUUCCAGUGGAAAGGAUCAACAAGUAGUAUCUUCUGAUACAUAUAUCUCCAAAGGUUCUUCGCUCAAAAACGUGGCAUCGUCAAGUUUAGAUUCUGGAAACUGUGAUAGAUUAGACAUGUACGAGGAGCAGACUCAUAAAUCAGAGGACAAACACCUCACAACUGGAGCAAAAGACCAGGAAAACGAAUCCACUAAAAUUGUUAGAUGUAAGCCAAGGCUUCGCGGACUCGUUGGAAGAGACAUUUUCUAUGAGAAAGGUUCUGUUUUGGACGCUGAAGAAAACAGAGAAUUGGAAUUCAAAUCACUCGUGAGUGCCCAGCCUUGUUUUCUUCCAUGGAAGAUUAUGGAAAAGGCAAAAAAGUUCAUCUGCGCUUGCUUAAAUAAUGACCGAAAAGGCAUAAUCUACUUCGGACAUGGGCUAGGUGUUGAUGUCGGAGUUACCUCAGAUGAAGAGAUCCAUGCAGUAAAACACAAAUAUCGCGUUUCGUGUAUCAAUUGUCUCUCCACGUCAUUUGACAUUUCCAUAGCAACUGCAUUUUGA